AUGGAAGGCAAUUUAGGCGUCUUGUACAUCUGUGGUGAACAUACAGGAGGUAGAUUUACAAUUGUAGACAAUUUAUUAGGACGCAAAGUGCGACGAAUCUGUGGUGCAUACGAUCGGAUCGUUGUGUUGGUUGAUGCUUGGGAACCUGUCUGGCUUUUUCAAGAUAAAGACACGAAAGCAGCUGUUUACAGAAACAGUGAGCUUGACAUUCAGACAUUACAGGAUGUCAAAUUUCAACAAAUAGCCGUUGGGAAGAAUCACAACGUUGCACUGUCGUUGGAUGGUCAGCUUUUCUCAUGGGGUCAAUGUGGUACGACAUUGAAAUGGAGUGAACUUGGUCACCAUCAUGGUUUUGUUAAGACGCUUGGCCCUGAAAUUGAUGACAAAACUGCUGCGACUGCUCCACAUUGUGUAAUCACUGCACCUAAACUAGUAUUUCGUCAGGUUGUUUGUGGUGAAGAUCAUUCGGCUGCUGUCACAGAUACUGGCGAUUUGUACACUUGGGGUCGAAAUUUUGAAGGACAGCUUGGUCAUGUGUUCAAAAGUCUUUCAAAAGAAACGAAUGGAAUGAUUAAUAGCAUUUGUGCGUGGCCAAAAUAUGUUAAAUUUUUCUAUAACAAGCCUCGCGUUGUUACUGUAUGUUGUGGCAAUACGUUCACUGCAGUUCUACUUGCUGACGGUAGGAUUUAUCUUCUAGGUGGUAAAUCACUUCGAUUGAAUUCAAUUGAUAUGGUUCAAAGUACAGAUCCGUACAUUUUGUUACGAGCAAGCGGAUCAAAUAAUGAACAUUUUGUUGAUUUAGCAAGCGGUACGGAUCAUAUUAUAGCCGUCACAAAUGCUGGAGAAAUGUUUUCUUGGGGAUUUAACUUUUUUGGUCAACUUGGUCAAGGUGACUGUUUUAGAAACGAGAAAUUCAAAGACAAAAGUGAUAACAUUGUCGCCAGUAACAAGUCGAUCAAAUGGGCAAAAGUAUUUGCUGGUGGGAGCUACUCGGCAGCUCUCACAACGAAGAAUCAACUAUACACGUGGGGCAAUGGUCGGUAUGGAAAGUUAGGCCAUGGAGUAAAUAGUGAAAGUCCUAGCAGAUACAACUGCGAAUUUGCUCCUCGCUGUGUCGAACAUUUGCACAAUGCAGUAGUUACUUCCGUGCUGUGUGAAGAUCGCAACUUGUGCGUUUUUGCUCCGACUACUAUCUCUAACAUCUCGCCAACCUGCGGUGAUUACGCAGGGGGGUAUGAACUGAAGGUACGUGGAAGCGGUUUCUGGUCAAGUGAGAAUGUCACAGUGCGAUUCCUACCGCUGACGGAUGGUCAAUUACUGCGUGGUACUCUCGGGGAGUUUUGUGAGACGACUGGUGAAGUAGUUUGCCAAGUACCAACAUUUCGUCUCAUGGGGGAGUAUGUAGUCGAAGUAGCAAUGGAUGGAAAGAAUUUUACGUCGAAUGGUAGAGUUUUUACUGUAUUCAAGCGACCCCAAAUUGUUGCUGUGUCAGCGUUUGACGCUCAAGCGAUAGGUGGAGAAGAACUUACAUUGUCACUUUGUGGUCAUCUCCCAUUGAUCUGUCAGCGUCCGAUUGUUCGAUUUAUGCGUUGUUGUGUCGAUAAAUACAGUGAUCAGCUUGUCACUUCAGAGUCUGAAGUUUCAAUUGGGGUUUUCGACAACUGUUUGGACACUGGAGAAGAUGAUCUUUCUGAUGUGACCGACAGACAAUUACGGCUCACGUUACCUCCUCUUCCCUUUAAUGAUGAAAGAGUUGUGCCUUACACGCUCGAGAUCUCGUACGAUGAAGGAGUGAUAUUUACACCAGUGUGUAUAGAUCCGACACUUCCAACAAAGCGUCAUAUAAUAUACGUACAUACAGCUCAACUUGUUCGUGUGAUUCCCAACUCAUUUCUCAUUGAUGAUUUGCCCCACACAAUCACCUUGGAAUUGUCAACUGUCUUUCCGCCCGAAGCCAUACAGCUUUUGGUGACGAUCGAGUAUCAUGUACCAAAUAUAAAAGACGAGAACAACAAUACUGAUUCUCUCAAUCAGAUACCACAAGUAUCAGCUACUCUUUCUAUAGACAAAGUAUCUGGGAACUUUGUGACUUGCACGAUACCACCUCUUCCUGAGUGGAAUAUCACACCAGCUGUUGCGAAAGCGCAGCAUUUAUCAGCUGAUUGGUGGAAGAAAUAUGCAGAGACGGGGUUUGUCUUUCAUGUACAAGUUUCUAUGAAUGCAGGACGAACGUUCUUACUUCCUCACAAACAGAUGGGAAAGAAGGUGUUUGGUAUGCCAGCUCCUGGUCGUUUACUUAGUAUCUUUCCAAAUGUUGGAAUAAUACGAGGUGGGACACAAGUCUCUAUAAACGGGAACUUUUUCCAUUUUGAUACUCAAGAUGCGACUGUUAAGCUUAAGUGGAAGGAUCAUUGCGUGGUGCUACCAGCCAACUGCUUGCAGUCAGAAGAACUAACUUCUCGACGGGUACUCUUCCGAACGCCACCUUUUCCGUUUUAUAAUGAUAAGGAUUCUACUGCUGAUGCUACUGAAGAUAUGACGUUUGAAUUGAAAGAAGAAGUAGAGGUGUUUGUAGCUUUGGACGGCGAGCAUUACACGGACGCAAGUUUACCAUUUACGUACUGCGCAAUUCCAGAGAUAUGUGGAAUUACACCUCAAGAGGCAGAACCUGGUAUGCAAGUAGUACUUCAGGUAAAAAAUUUGAUUGCGACAUCGUCGGCAUGCGUGAAACUGGACUCGGCUUCGUCAAAGACCUCAAGGGUUGUACCCGUGAAAAUUGACGGAGCAGCUCAGGCGGCAGAGUUUGUGCUUCCAGAGUUGUCACUUGAAUGUGGAGAACUCGUGCGUGUUCUAUUAUCGCUUGAUGGCCAAGAGUUUUACGAUGGAAACACAAACACAGCACCGACUCCAAUUGCAGGAGGAAUCACUUUUCGCUACAAAGUCCAAGUAAACGAGCUAUCUACGAUCUAG
Plasmopara halstedii is the source of this 2970-nucleotide messenger RNA. RefSeq names its product E3 ubiquitin protein ligase. Lineage: Eukaryota; Oomycota; Peronosporomycetes; Peronosporales; Peronosporaceae. The coding region runs from base 1 to 2970 and encodes 989 amino acids. The record is from RefSeq and is a predicted model, not a curated record. The transcript is spliced from 2 exons.